ACUAGAGAACGUCAAGAAUGCCCGAAUAUCUUGUGCUUCUGGCGCAGACGCAUGAGUCAUUUAGGAAGGCGGAGUUGGAGGCUCUUGCUGUUCUUGAGAAUAUCAGUGUCGAUCUGAGUUCUCACGACGAGAAGAGCCCAUUCCUAUACGUCACAUUACAGGACGACGAUGAAGCAAAGCGUCUGAUCCAGAGAUCCAUUUUGGCGCGUGCAGUCUACGAGCUGUGGGGCAAAGCUGACUCUGAGAAUGCUCUACACGAAGAUGUCCGUCACAGAUCAUCUUCGAGAUUUGAAAAGUACAAAACCCCAUCGUUCAAAUUCGACUUUAUCAGUCAUCGAGGUUCUCGUACAAAAUCACAACAAAGAGAUAUGUUUGAAAGCUUCGACUACCUAGGAUUCGACGGACCGAUCAAGAUGCGUGAUCCUGACGAGAUCUUUACCAUCAUCGAAGAAUACGAGCCAGCCUAUCACAGCAACACUGAUCCACCUCGUCUGAGCCAUAUAUUUUUUGGAAGAUUUAUUGGAGAAAGCCAGCGCGAUGUUGUCGACAAGUACGAUCUCAAGAAGCGACGCUAUAUCGGGACCACAUCGUUUGAUGCAGAGCUGGCAUUAAUCUCAUGUAAUAUUGCUCUUGCCGGACCUCAAAAAAUUGUGUAUGAUCCAUUUGCGGGAACUGGCAGUUUUCUGGUUGCUGCUAGUCAUUUCGGCGCCAUGGCUCUAGGAUCUGAUAUUGACGGCCGUCAGAUUCGGGGGAAGAAAGCGCGCAAUAUCACUACAAAUUACGAUCAAUACAAGCUCCAAUCGUUCUUUCUCGAUACCUUCGUCGGAGACUUUACUCAUAAUCCGAUCCGUGCAUCUUUCAAGCUCGAUGCGAUUGUAUGCGAUCCUCCGUACGGUGUUCGCGAAGGACUAAAAGUACUUGGCUCUCGAGACACGGAACGCUAUGCGGACAAGAAGCCUACGGUUUUGGAAAACGGAGAUCUGUCGCAUCUGCGUCCCGACUACAUUCCCCCGAAAAAGCCUUAUCACUUCGAUGCCUUACUCGACGAUCUUCUCGAGUUUGCAGCGCGCAAUCUAGUGGACGAAGGCCGGCUCUGCUGCUGGAUGCCUACCGCCAACGAGGACUAUGGCGAACGAACUAUCCCGAAGCAUCCGGAGUUGGAGCUGAUUUCAAAUUGUGUGCAGGAGUUCAAUCGCUGGUCGCGCAGGCUGCUGACCUAUGUACGAAAAGUUAGAGAAGGAGACGACGCCGGUCUGGUGUCUAGUCAUCGGGAGAAGAAGGUCUAUUCGCAAGUGCAGUUCCGCGAUAAAUACUUUAGCGGGUUUUCUGCGACAGCGAAUAGUGUAGUUUAGUUUAUUUCUAUCAGGAGUUUUCGGUAUUAAUGUAAAUAGUCUGCUGUAACAAGAUCUCAAAUAGAAAAAGGGCCAGGAACCUUCAGCAGCGUGCGGCUCAAGAAUGAAAACAAAGACACCGAUAAGCCGGGCAGAGACCAAUGAACGCGUAUUGAGCUCAGGCUGUCGCGACGAGUAUCGAGAGAUUUAGAGGAUCGUUGAGAUUCAGAGGCUCUUGUUAUUGUUUGCUGUUGU
Molecule: messenger RNA, 1586 nt
Organism: Myxozyma melibiosi
Lineage: Eukaryota; Fungi; Ascomycota; Lipomycetes; Lipomycetales; Lipomycetaceae
Product: S-adenosyl-L-methionine-dependent methyltransferase
Exons: 3
Coding region: 18-1352 (444 amino acids)
Biological process (GO): methylation
Cellular component (GO): cytoplasm
Molecular function (GO): methyltransferase activity; nucleic acid binding
Source: RefSeq, a predicted model, not a curated record